UCCAGGUUUAAAGACCCCGAGCGGACACGCCCCGAACCACCGAGUGACCGAACCACGGAGGCGGGAGCGGAUACUCGAAUGUGUGAACUAAUUAGACCGACAUCUUUUUCGGAGGAUGAGGUGGCCCCCGAUGCGUUGCCGGUGCCGAGAUGCGAUGGGCCUCAGUGGGCUUUGCGAAUGGGGGAUGAUGCGACCCAAUCACGCGCGGCGUCGGGGGCCGUGUCAGCGACAGCCUCAACCCCGUGAGACCAACGGAUCAAGAGCUCAUUCAGUGCCCCCGAAACCCAUUUCCGUCGCCAUGGCCGAACUGUCACAUUUCCCAUCUCCAGCUGUCACAUCCGCAUCGUCUCGGCCAUGCCCUGCAGAUCUCCGAGUGUUGAUCCUCAGCUUGAAAAAUCAAACCCUCGUAUCCCUUAGUUGCAUGUGCGCGUUGCAGACUCUGAGCCUGCUGCUCCCCAACUCCCAACACGUCUGUCACUUGGUAAGCUUCAACAUGGCAUGCCCUGCCCGCCCUCACGAGUACGAAAUACAACAUUCCCAAUUUCUCCACGAGGGCCCCCAAAUUGUUCCAUGUCCUUGUCCUGCUCUCCAACCCGAAUCCAGCUAUUUCCACGCGCGAGGACCGCGAGAGGCCGUGACCUGUCAUUUAUCCCUCUCCUCCCCGUUUGGUUCCCCGUUUUGGCCUUCACCGCCGUCGCUCGCCUCUGGGAUUACGGCUUCUGCCGACAACAAACCAGCGCCAACGCCGUUGCUGCGCGCUGCAGGGCUGGGUUCCCCCCCACGGCCGAUGCAAGUGACCGGCCUAAUAAUUCGUCGUGCAUGGUAGAGUCAUACACCAGCAUACACCAGAUCCCCAUCGCCCAUCAAAGUUCAACCCAGUGACUCAACAACUAAUAUGGGCUCCGCCGCCAUGUGCUGGCCGUGGUGGAGAUGCGGCCUCGCCAACAUGCAAAGUCAUCCAGAGGCGGGAAGCACAACGUAAUAUCCAGGGUUCCUCAAACGGGUUCCUAAAAACCUCUGUCCGAUGCAUGACAACUAGAUCCUCGCCCUGGGCUGGUUGCUGGCCUU
Molecule: messenger RNA, 1068 nt
Organism: Ilyonectria robusta
Lineage: Eukaryota; Fungi; Ascomycota; Sordariomycetes; Hypocreales; Nectriaceae
Exons: 1
Coding region: 116-826 (236 amino acids)
Source: RefSeq, a predicted model, not a curated record